Messenger RNA from Sclerotinia borealis F-4128, 1833 nucleotides. The record is from the annotation of a GenBank genome assembly. Lineage: Eukaryota; Fungi; Ascomycota; Leotiomycetes; Helotiales; Sclerotiniaceae.
AUGGAAGGAAAACAACCCCUCGCAGAUGGUCCAUUUGCAGGUUGGAUACACGGAGAUGUCGAAAAGCUCAUGUUCACAUUGGCAGCAGGAGCUACAGUAUUUGUCGGAUGUCUUCUCUAUGGAACAAUUCGAAUCACGGAAUGGUAUAAUGCGGAGCCAAUCAUGCACUAUUCGAUUGCUGAACUUAAUGCACCGGAGGAAAAGAAGAUAUUAGAGAGCCCAAGCAUAAAGGCCUCGGACACUUCAGAUAUUCAAUGUUAUGCUCCAGCAACUGGACAGUUAUUAGGAUAUGUCACUCCUUCAACCACCGAAGAUGUUGAUCGAGUGAUAGAAAAGGCGCAUGUCGCACAGAAGAAAUGGGCAAAAACUACAUUUACUCAAAGACGUCAAGUCCUACGAUCUAUGAUGGCAUACAUAUUGGACCACCAGGAGGAAAUUUGCAAGGUCGCAUGUUUGGAUUCAGGCAAAACUAUGAUUGAUGCAGCAUUGGGAGAAAUUCUAGUGACAGUUGAGAAGCUGAGCUGGACUCUGAAGCAUGGUGAAAAGGCAUUAAGUCCUUCUCGCAGACCUACCAACUUGCUCAUGAUGUACAAGAAGAACACGGUUCAUUAUGAGCCCCUAGGAGUUGUUGCUGCUUUGGUCUCUUGGAAUUACCCCCUUCAUAAUUUGCUUGGUCCGGUUAUCUCUGCGAUUUUCUCUGGAAAUGGAAUUGUGGUGAAGGCAUCGGAGAAUACUGCUUGGAGUGCACAGCAUUUCUCUCUUAUCGCCAGAGGAGCAUUGUAUGCAUGCGGUCAUGAUUCUAAUCUAAUUCAAGUCGUGACGUGCUGGCCAGAUACUGCGAAUCAUCUUACAUCUCAUCCUAGAAUCUCCCAUAUCACUUUCAUCGGUAGUCGAUCUGUCGCCAAAUUGGUAGCAGCAGCCGCAGCCAAACCUCUCAUCCCAGUUGUCGCUGAGCUUGGAGGAAAGGAUGCAGCAAUUAUCAUGAAUUCCGCAGUCAAAGACCUUCCACGUAUCACCGAGAUUCUCCUUCGAGGCACGUUCCAAGCAGCCGGACAAAACUGUAUUGGCAUCGAACGAAUCAUUGGUCUUCCAGACGUUUAUGACAAACUUGUCGCAGCACUUGAACCCCGGAUUCGAGCUCUACGUGUUGGUUCUACACUUGAUGCCCCAGCAGAUGCGCCAGUAGAUGUUGGAGCUGUCAUUUCCGAUGCUUCAUUUGACCGACUUGAGAAAUUGAUUGCCGCAGCUGUCUCAGAUGGAGCCCGUCUUCUGGUUGGCGGCCAACGAUUCAACCACCCGAUCCAUCACUCAGGUCAUUACUUUACCCCAACUCUGAUUGUCGACGUCACUCCCGAAAUGGCUAUUGCUAACGAAGAAUGCUUCGGACCCAUCUCCGUCGUCAUGAGAGCCAAGAAUCCCGAAGAUGCAUGCAACAUCGCAAAUCACCCCAACUUUGGACUCGGCGCCUCAGUCUUCGGAUCCAAAGAUUGGGAACUCAAGGCCAUCGUCAAUAACAUCAGGUCGGGUAUGGUAGCCAUCAAUGAUUUUGGUGCAUACUAUGCAGUUCAGCUACCUUUUGGUGGUGUAGCUGGUAGUGGAUAUGGAAGAUUUGCUGGUGAGGAGGGACUGAGAGGUCUGUCUAAUAUUAAGGCUGUCUGUGAAGAUCGAUGGCCAUGGUCUCCGGCUUGUACAGCUAUUCCUCCACCGUUGAGAUAUCCGAUUCCGGACACGAUGAAGGGCUACGCGUUUACGAAGGCGAUUAUUGAUAUUGGGUAUGGGGUUGGUGUGGCUGGUAGAUGGAGGGGUGUUAAGGGUAUGUUGGGGUUAAAAUAA